This is a messenger RNA of Perkinsus marinus ATCC 50983, 845 nucleotides long. RefSeq lists its product as hypothetical. Gene Ontology annotation, molecular function: copper ion binding; cytochrome-c oxidase activity. The record is from RefSeq and is a predicted model, not a curated record. The transcript has 7 exons. Lineage: Eukaryota; Perkinsozoa; Perkinsida; Perkinsidae. The coding region runs from base 30 to 683 and encodes 217 amino acids. Gene Ontology annotation, cellular component: membrane.
UUAAGUAACAUUUAUAUUAUACUUGCGCAAUGCUACUCUCGCGGGUCGGGGCGUUGAAGAGGUUCUCGGCCGGGCCUGCCUACAACUUGACGGCUCAGCGAUUCAAGAGCUACUACGACGACUUCAAGGAUCGUCUUAAGCCGGGAAAGUACACCCAGGGUCGUUGCCCUCAAAGUGAAGGUGAUUAUCGUCAGGAGUCAAAGACCAUCGGAAGGGAGCAUCUUAAUGAUGAUGGUACUCGCAGCAAGAGGUAUACCGUGAAGGAAGCUGAUGCCUUGGGUUAUCAUUAUCAUCCACCGAUUGACAACAAGGGUCAGGUCUACGUCAAAGGACCUAAUGCGGUUCACGAAAGGGGUCAGACUUGGAUCAAAGGCUAUGAGCUUCCCAGCAUGGAAUACACCUAUGGUCCUAAGCAGGAGGACAUUCCUUUCUACCCCAGGGUCAAAUUGAACGUCUGGGGUAACUACAACCUUGUCAUGAAGGUCGAGUUCUUGUUCUUCUAUUUGCCCACUAUUAUAGUCUUUGGUAUUUGCAUUCCUGUUUAUACCAUUAACUUUGCACAAGAGGAAAUUAUCUACACGACAAUGACUGUUAAGGUCACCGGCAGGCAGUGGUACUGGGUGUACGAAGUCGAGUCCCCAACAGAUGAGGAGGAUGAGGAUGAUGAAGAUGACGAUGAAUGAUCAUGAGGGCAGUCUUAGUGCUAUCCGUCGCUAUUGAACAUCUUGAGGCGCGAGCCCAUGAACCUAAUGACGACGCGGGAAAGAUUUUGCUAUUGUUGAUGAUACCAGCUUUUGAGCACUUCGAGCUGAUAGUAUUCGUGACGUAGACGGUUGAGGUUAUUU